Messenger RNA from Magnolia sinica, 615 nucleotides. RefSeq lists its product as uncharacterized. Gene Ontology annotation, cellular component: endoplasmic reticulum; endoplasmic reticulum membrane. The coding region runs from base 81 to 593 and encodes 170 amino acids. The transcript has 2 exons. The record is from RefSeq and is a predicted model, not a curated record. Gene Ontology annotation, biological process: endoplasmic reticulum to Golgi vesicle-mediated transport; intracellular protein transport. Lineage: Eukaryota; Viridiplantae; Streptophyta; Magnoliopsida; Magnoliales; Magnoliaceae.
CAUCGAUUACUCUGCAGCUACCAAACCCUUCAGAAGUUGCACAGAGAGCGAGAGAGAGAGAGAGAGAGAGAGAGAGAGAGAUGAUUCAGCUGCUUUUCUCGCUCCUAUUUGUGGAAGUGGCUUUGGUUCUGCUACUCUUAGUAAAAACGCCUCUGCGUAAGCUGGUGAUGAUGGGCCUCGAUCGGGCCAAGAGAGGCAGAGGCCCACUCAUCUUGAAGACUCUGGGAGGGACCAUCUUCGUCGUCUUGGUUUCCACUGUUUACAGCAUGGUGGAGAUCCAACAGCGGUCCACCGAAUUCGGUGCCGUCAGCCCCACCGAUCAGCUUCUCAUGGCCCGCCAUCUUCUAGAAGCAUCUCUCAUGGGUUACUCCCUAUUUCUUGGACUAAUAAGCGACCGGUUACACCAUUAUAUCAGGGAACUGCGAGCGAUGCGAAAGAGCAUGGAGGCUAUGAAGAAGCAGAACAGAGGGUUUGAAGAUCGAAAGAGUGGGAGUUCGGAGGAGUCAAAAGCACUGGAGGAAGAAAUUCAAACUCUGAGGAUGAAAGUAAAGCAACUCCAAUCAGAAGCCGUGUUGAAGGAGAGAGAUGUCUAGGCCACCGAAUCUGUUGCGGUGG